Molecule: messenger RNA, 2169 nt
Organism: Penicillium cataractarum
Lineage: Eukaryota; Fungi; Ascomycota; Eurotiomycetes; Eurotiales; Aspergillaceae
Exons: 2
Coding region: 1-2169 (722 amino acids)
Source: RefSeq, a predicted model, not a curated record
AUGAGCAAGCAGCAGACACAGAAGGAUACGGCUUCGGGCCGUCAGCAGGAUCGCGAGAGCCGUACCUCCCAGACUCGACUCUUUACAACCCUCGGCAUUACAGAUGCCGCAGUCCAGCGUACGGUCAGCAACAUUCUCCGACAGAUAUACGAUGCAGGCUCUGGAGAUCUCAGGUCAAGCAUUCACAGGAAUAGAGUCCGACAAGGAAUUCGGGAUCGAAUGGACAAAAUGCCCGCAGCGAUCCAAAGCCACUCCGAAUCCCGAGAUAAAGUUGUGGACAUGCUUUAUAACUUGUUCAAACUCCUUCAAGCGCAAUGGAAGAAACAACCAGCUGCCACGUCUGCACAGCAGCCUCCAGCCCAGCCACAAAAUGUCGAACCACCUCGUGGUAGGUUUGACCAUUCUGGUCCAUCAGUAGUACCCGAUGCUGAUGUACAGAUCGUCACCCAUGAUAAUCCUGGUCAACCAUUCCCAAUUCGACUCAGCGAUCUUCUGCCUGAUGCAAAUAACCUCACGAACAGAAGCGAGGAUGGAGACUGGAUCAAUGCAUCUGCCAUUCGCCUCGAUGGUUUGAGACAGAAUCUUAUCAACGAAGGUUACAUGGUCGAGGGCACAACGCUCUGGUGGUGUCCUCACGCUCUGGAUCCUAUUGAUCCUGCGCAGCUUAGUACUCCCCAAGAUGGCGAAACACGCUUGACUUCGAUGAACUUGGCAUCAACUGUAAGACGAGCGAUCAGUAUGUAUUAUCCCUCUCAUCGACAGCCAUCUCCAGAUAAUCAGGACGGGACUCCCCGGCCGCCACUCGCACGACCCAAUUUUACCAUUAUCAUUCGACCUCGCACAGUCACUGGAGGUGUCUUGCUUCCGCAACAACCAGGAUUAGCACGUCCUAGUGUUGCUCAGCGGGGAUCCGUCACAACUGGCCCUGGAACUUCCAGAGUAGCCCCAGCAACGCAAACCCAGGAACCGAGUGUUCAACAGACGAUUGGUGAAACUCCCGUACCUCAGCGAAAUACUCGACAGCAACCUCUGCAAGCUUCGGUCGUCACCGAAAGCCCUUCUUCCCAAGCUCCUCCAACCGCAACGCCAGCUCCACAAAGACAGCUCAGGGUGGCCGCUGUAGAUGAUGAGCUGUUUGAUUUCACUGUUCCGCAAUCUGUCAUCGAUGCUCUGAACGCUCCAGGGCCAGGCUCUGGGUUGUUUGAGUAUCAAGGCUUGAGUAUAAUUCCUAGACGAAGCCCUCUUCCAGGGGAAGCACAGCCAACCACUCAGCCAACAGAGAAUACAGGUGAGAGACGUCGCAGAGCCCCCGACGACGAACCUUCUACGCGUCCAGCUCGAAGACGUAGACUCUCUGAUGGAGCCACCACACAACGCGAUCCAUUAGAUGAGUCUACCGGGAUAAGCAUGACCUUCGAUGCAGCUGCUUUACCAGCCACUGAAGGCUUGGAAGAAACGCAACGUCUUGGUCGAGCUCUCAGUGUGCCUCCACAGCCUAGUGUAGCCCGAUCACCGCCCCGUCCCCUUGCGACUGAAGCAUCUAGGCUGCGCAACCAAGCGUUCGGAACGCGAAGACGCCAAAAUAUAUACGAACAGGUGGGUGAGGCAUGGCUAGGUAUCAGUGAAGACCGCAUGCCUCCACAGGUCCAAGAAGCUAUCGCGAAUCGCCGCGUCACGGCAGAGAUCGAUCAAGGAACGGAAUUAUUGGCUUUGACUGGCGAUCCUGAGGAGGCUUCCGCUUCUCGGCCCGUCUCUGCCCCUCUCCCUCGCACGACGGAUCCCGUACCUACGGAGCCUGUUCCGGGCCCUCGAACUUCUAAUGACAAGAUCAUUGCUGCCCGUAAACGCCGCCGCCGCUUCAGCGAGUACCAGAAACGCCCUGCCGAAUCAUCUUCAUGUGACAGUCAGGACUCUCCUCGCAAGAAGCGCCGUAUCAAUACAAGCUCGUCGCCAUAUAAACCAAGCCCACCAAAGAAAGCCAAGCGAGGAGCCAAACGAGCUCCUACCGAGCAAGAACGGCUCUUGGCCGGCCAGGUUCGAGACGUGUCAGAAGGAGUAGAGCGUCUCUCCACUCAGCCAUCACAAUCUGCUCGACGAAACCAACAUCGCACUCUCUCACCACGAUAUGCUCCACGAAGCAAGCGUCGUUCUAGCUGUGUUACUACUUGA